CCACCAGCAGCAAAAUCCGAAAUUGAAAAAUUAAAGAGAGACAAAGCAGAUCAAACAAUGGUAGAUCAAAAAAUUGAUUGUGCAGUAUGUAAAGAUGAAUUUAAAUGGGGCGAUGAUUUUAUAGAAUUACCAUGCGAACACAAGUACCAUCCAGAUUGUAUUAUGCCUUGGCUUGAACAACAUAAUAGUUGUCCAGUUUGCAGAUUCGAACUAAAGACUGAUGAUACCUCCUAC
Dictyostelium purpureum is the source of this 234-nucleotide messenger RNA. RefSeq lists its product as uncharacterized. NCBI's taxonomy places the organism in Eukaryota, Evosea, Eumycetozoa, Dictyosteliales, Dictyosteliaceae. The annotation marks the transcript as partial. The record is from RefSeq and is a predicted model, not a curated record. Gene Ontology annotation, biological process: protein ubiquitination. Gene Ontology annotation, molecular function: ubiquitin protein ligase activity. Gene Ontology annotation, cellular component: cytoplasm. The transcript has a single exon.